Cuscuta epithymum is the source of this 3753-nucleotide messenger RNA. The record is from the annotation of a GenBank genome assembly. Lineage: Eukaryota; Viridiplantae; Streptophyta; Magnoliopsida; Solanales; Convolvulaceae.
AUUAUCUCAUUAUCUAUCUAUGACAUCCUCUGGAACCCCUCACUUUUUUGUUAUUGUUUUACAUAUUUGUUGAUUUCAAGCACUAGAUGUUGGUUUAUGAUAUCUCCAAAUAUAUUCAUUUUAUUCUUGCAAGCUCGAUAACAGUUGAACAUUAAAGGACAGAGUGGGGUGUCCACUAGGACCAGAAUUAAUCAGAAUAGUGAAGAGGUAAUUGAUCUGUAUGGCGGGAAGAACAAUUCAGGUGUUUGGGUUCCCACAUCUGAUAUCAGCGGAGGCGGCCAAAACAUGGAUUGAAAAACACACCACCAAAAGGGGCUGCGUUUAUGCCCUCGAGGUGAAGAUGUUCAAAGGAGCUUCAAGAGCCUACGCCAUUGUGCAAUUCAGCUCCAAUGAAAGCUCAGAAGAAAUCAUAAAUUUGGCCAAACAGCACAAGUUGUAUUAUCGUACAUCCUUCUUGACUGCUAAGGAGCUGGUAGGCACCCACAUUAUGGAACCUAAAUCUUAUGCCCAUGAAAUGGAGAAAGUUGCUGUCUGCUUUGGGUGUCAAACCCGUAGGGAUGGGUUCCACGUGCUCUGGAGAAAGCGGAAUGUCUCUGUGAAAUUCGGAGUUGGAUUCAAGUAUGUGUUCUUGCUACUCUUUCACGGCUCCACACAGUACAAGCUUCAGCUUUCUCGUCAAGGCAUUUCGAGAAUCACGCAAUAUUAUCCACAAGUUGAUCAGAAUGCAAAGUUUCUAGUCAUUCAGAUGUUUUCUGCUCCACGGAUCUAUAAGAAAACUGAAGAAUCCAUUUAUACCUUUUUUAAAGAAAAUCCUGAUGAUCAUUGGGUGAGAACAACAGAUUUCACACAAAAUUGUAUCAUUGGCCAUUCUUCUGCCUUGUGUUUGAAUCUUCAUUUGGAUGUCGAGUUACCAAAUUUGUGUGAUGAUUUUGCGUAUGAUAACCAAAUUUUAACUCAUUUCACUAUGGAUUAUGGUUCCUCAUUCUCUUCUAAUUCAGUUAUUGUUCCAAUUUUUCAUCCUCCAUUGGGAAUCGAGCUACCAUUCAAGUUACAUUUCAAGAUUUGCUCUUUGGUUCAACAUGGAUGCCUUCCAGGUCCAUCACUAAAUGAUGAGUUUUUUGCCUUAGUCGAUCCAGGAAAAGUGGAUAUCAAUUUAAUAGAAUAUGCAUUGGAAAAAAUGUACCGAUUAAAGGAGUGUUGCUAUGAUCCCGUGAAGUGGCUGACUGAGCAAUAUCGCUGCAAGUUUAAACAUAUGAUCAAAUCCAAUGUGAUCAAGCUGGAUGAAGGCCUUAUGUAUGUACGAAGAGUUAUUGUUACACCAAUGAGGGUAUACUUCUGCGGGCCUGAUGCAAUUUUAUCUAAUCGCGUAUUGCGCCAUUAUUGUGAGGAUAUUGACAAUUUUGUUCGUGUUUCUUUCAUGGAUGAGGAUUGGGAGAGAAUGCAUUCGGUAGAUUUAUCUCCUUCUCCACCUACUAAUAAUGGUGUGGUGGUGAGGACAGAUAUAUUCAACAGGAUAAUGAAAAUACUCGAAAAUGGCAUUGUUAUUGGGGACAAAGCAUUUGAGUUUCUUGCAUUCUCAUCAAGCCAGCUGAGAGAAAGUUCUCUCUGGAUGUUUGCAUCUAGACCCGGACUUUCUGCUACCGAUAUAAGAUCUUGGAUGGGAGAUUUUAAAAAGAUUAAGAAUGUGGCCAAAUAUGCAGCGAGGCUUGGUCAAUCUUUUGGUUCAUCUAGAGAAACUUUUGUUGUUGGUAAAGAUGAGAUUCAAAUGAUUCCAGACAUAGAGAUACACAAGGAAGGAAAAAAUUAUACAUUCUCUGAUGGGAUAGGGAAAAUCUCAGCUGAUUUUGCUCAAAAGGUUGCUAUAAAAUGCGGCCUUAUGAAACAUCCCUCCGCUUUCCAAAUCCGGUACGGCGGAUUUAAGGGAGUUGUGUCUGUUGACCCUUCGUCCUCAAAGAAAUUAUCCUUAAGAAAAAGUAUGUUGAAGUUUGAAUCGGAGAACAUCAAGCUGGAUAUUCUAGCUUGGAGCAGAUAUCAGCCCUGCUAUCUAAAUCGCCAAAUUAUCACUCUUUUAUCUAGUCUCGGUAUUCACGACCACGUGUUUGAGAAGAAGCAGAGGAAAGUAGUUGGUCUGAUGGACAAGAUGCUCAUUGAUCCAAACAUGGCACAAAAAAUUCUAAAAUUGAUGCCAUCAGGAGAAAACACCAAACUUCUAAUAGCGAUGCUUAAUUGUGGCUAUAAACCUCACAUAGAGCCAUUUCUUUCUAUGAUGUUGCAAACAAUAAAAGCAUCAAUGGUUGAGGAUUUGAGGACAAGAACAAGAAUAUUGAUACCUAAUGGUAGAUCAAUGAUGGGAUGCAUGGACGAAACUAGGACUCUUGAAUAUGGUCAAGUAUUUAUUAAGUUUUCUGUUGUUGAUCGUGGACAUUAUUCACAACUCAAUGAAUAUGGCAACAUUUUAGUGGGAAAAGUCGUUGUUGCAAAGAAUCCGUGCUUGCAUCCCGGUGAUGUUCGUAUACUACAAGCGAUUGAUGUUCCUGUUUUGCACCAUAUGGUGGACUGCAUAGUCUUCCCCCAACAAGGAGAUAGACCUCAUCCAAAUGAAUGUUCUGGAAGUGAUCUGGAUGGAGAUUUUUAUUAUGUUUGUUGGGACAAUGACCUUAUUCCAAGAUCCAUGGUACCACCAAUGGAUUAUACUCCUUCUGCCACUCAACUCCAAUGUGAUGUUACCAUUGAGGAUAUUCGGAAGUACUUUGUAGAGUACAUUAUGAAUGAUACUUUAGGUAUGAUCUCAAAUGCCCAUGUUGUGGUUGCUGAUAGAGAACCAACCAUGGCAAUGAGUGAGCCGUGCAUGCAACUUGCCCACCUCUUCUCCAUUGCAGUUGACUUCCCAAAGACCGGAGUCCCCGCUGAGAUGCCACCAAACUUACGCAUCAAGAAGUACCCCGACUUCAUGCAGAAGCUUGACAAACCCUCCUACAAAUCAACCCGAAUCAUCGGCAAGCUUUUUCGGCAAGUCCAAUCCAUCCCCCGGAGUUCUGCCGCUCCUUUCACAAAAGAAAGAGCUAAGAAAUUGUACGAUAUGGACAUGGAAGUGGAUGGAUUUGAGGAUCACAUUUGCGAAGCUCUUGAGCACAAGAAAUUGUAUGACUACAAGCUUGGUAGUUUGAUGGAUUACUAUGACAUAAAAACUGAAGCUGAAAUAGUAAGUGGUCGGAUCACCAAUCCGACCACGAGGUUGUUUGAUCGCCGAAGAGAUUCUGAGGCUGUGAUCUUAGCCUAUAGGUCAUUGAGAAAGGAGGCGAGGUCAUGGUUUGAGAAAGGGAGGAGCAGUGAAUGUUCUGAUGAUUUAAAGGCGAAAGCUUCGGCUUGGUAUCAUGUCACUUAUCACCACACUUAUUGGGGUUGCUAUGAAGAGGAUGAAAUGAGACGUGAACAUUUUAUUAGCUUCCCAUGGUGCAUCUAUGAGGAGCUGAUUCAAAUUAAAAAGGACAUAUCUAAGACAUUAUGGGGUGCUCAAUUUUCUUCACUCGAAUGGACAUGUAAUAUCUGCUAAUUAUAUUCGAAUUUCACGAUGAAUGUAAAUAUGAUCUGAAUGUAAAUAAUGAAAUAACUACAGCAAAGGACACCCGGUCGGAUAUCUGACCCAACAACCUCACAACCCCGAUAAAAGUUCCUCCUUCCUUCCCAUGUUUGAUAUCCAUUUAUCCCAUAUAAUUAAGCUUAGUUUAGAUUAGUAUUGUUAUUACAUUUUCU